AUGGCAACCCUUAAGGACAAGCCAAUUGUACCCGCUGCAGAAGAGGCACUGGUUCCAAACAAUAAGAUCACUGUGGUCCGGGUUGGACAAGCGGGUAUGGCAUGUGCCAUCAGCAUUCUGGGAAAGUCCCUGGCUGAUGAACUGGCCCUUGUGGAUGUUUUGGAAGAUAAACUCAAAGGAGAAAUGAUGGAUCUGCAGCAUGGGAGCUUAUUUCUCCAGGCACCUAAAACCGUAGCGGAUAAAGAUUCCUCUGUGACGGCCACUUCUAAGACCGUGGUGGUGACUGCAGGAGUCCGUCAGCAAGAGGCGGAGAGUCGGCUCAAUCUGGUGCAGAGGAAUGUCAAUGUCUUCAAGUUCAUUAUUCCUCAGAUCGUCAAGUACAGCCCCGACUGCAUCAUAAUUGUGGUGUCCAACCCAGUGGAUAUUCUUACAUAUGUUACCUGGAAACUAAGUGGAUUGCCCAAGCACCGUGUGAUCGGAAGUGACUGUAACCUGGAUUCUGCUGGAUUUCGCUAUCUGAUGGCUGAAAAACUUGGCAUUCAUCCCAGCAGCUGCCAUGGAUGGAUGUUGGGAGCGCAUGGAGACUCGAGUGUGGCCGUGUGGAGUGGCAUGAAUGUGGCAGGGGCUUCUCUCCAGGAACUGAACUGA
Echinops telfairi (small Madagascar hedgehog) is the source of this 648-nucleotide messenger RNA. RefSeq names its product L-lactate dehydrogenase B chain-like. Gene Ontology annotation, molecular function: oxidoreductase activity, acting on the CH-OH group of donors, NAD or NADP as acceptor. Lineage: Eukaryota; Metazoa; Chordata; Mammalia; Afrosoricida; Tenrecidae. Gene Ontology annotation, biological process: carboxylic acid metabolic process. The transcript has a single exon. Bases 1 to 648 code for a protein of 215 amino acids. The record is from RefSeq and is a predicted model, not a curated record.